Molecule: messenger RNA, 783 nt
Organism: Marasmius oreades (fairy-ring Marasmius)
Lineage: Eukaryota; Fungi; Basidiomycota; Agaricomycetes; Agaricales; Marasmiaceae
Gene: NSA2
Product: Ribosome biogenesis protein
Exons: 5
Coding region: 1-783 (260 amino acids)
Biological process (GO): maturation of LSU-rRNA; maturation of 5.8S rRNA
Cellular component (GO): preribosome, large subunit precursor; nucleolus
Source: RefSeq, a predicted model, not a curated record
AUGCCUCAAAACGAGUAUAUUGAGGAACAUAUAAAGCGGCAUGGAAGACGGUUAGAUUACUUCGAAAAAAAACGCAAGCGUGAGGCUCGUUCAGCUCACCGCUCAUCGGCCGUCGCCCAAAAAGCCUUCGGUAUUAAGGCUAAACUUCUUCACGCGAAACGACAUGCAGAAAAAGUUCAGCUCAAGAAAACUCUCAAAGCCCAUGACGAGCGAAAUGUCAAACAGGCGGACUCGUCCACUGUUCCCGACGGUGCAUUGCCCACCUAUCUGCUCGAUCGUGAAGGUCAAAAAGAUGCAAAGGCGUUGUCGAGCGCCAUUAAGCAGAAGCGGAAAGACAAAGCGGCCAAGUAUGCUGUUCCCCUACCGAAGGUUCGCGGGAUAGCAGAGGACGAGAUGUUCAAAGUCAUGAAGACAGGGAAAAGCAAGAGUAAAUCAUGGAAGCGGAUGGUCACAAAAGCAACAUUUGUCGGGGAGGGAUUCACAAGGAAACCGCCAAAAAUGGAGAGGUUUGUGAGGCCCAUGGCGUUACGAUACAAAAAGGCAAACGUCACACAUCCCGACCUAAAGGCCACCUUUCAACUUCAGAUUCUCGGUGUCAAAAAGAAUCCCCAAUCGCCCAUGUACACACAACUUGGCGUCAUGACAAAAGGAACUGUUAUAGAAGUGAACGUCUCUGAGCUAGGCAUGGUGACCACAGGGGGAAAAGUUGUUUUUGGUAAAUACGCGCAGAUUACCAACAACCCCGAGAACGAUGGUUGCAUCAACGCUGUUCUCCUUGUUUAA